UUAGGGCCAAGAUAAACCCUAUAUCGACCGAGUCCGCCGCAGAACAGCGAAAAAAGCAGAAUCCCCAUUCUUCGUCAAGAUCCAAGCACAACCAUGGCUGACGAGGAAAAUCAAAACGAAGUUAAGGAGGUUAAGGAAGAGGCAGGGGAUAUUGCUCCUUUUGACCCUACAAAGAAGAAGAAGAAGAAGAAGGUCGUGAUUCAAGAUCCUGCAGAAGAAGAGUCUGUUGAUAAUCUGGCUGAGAAAACUGAGAGCCUGUCUGUUUCUGAUGGCCUUGAAACUUCAUUUGCUGGUCUGAAAAAGAAGAAGAAGAAACCGGUUCAUACCGAUCUUCUAAGUGAUGAGAAAGAGAAUUUAGGAGAUGAUUUGGAUGAUAUUGGAGAGGAUGAAGAGGGAGAGGGGAUUGUUCUUCAACAAUAUCCAUGGGAUGGAAGUGAUAGGGAUUAUGAGUAUGAGGAAGUAAGUUUAUUUUUCUAAUUUGUAUACUCAGGUCAAGGUGCUUUGUGAAAAUUUUAGGCUUUGCUUAGUGCAACCAUUUUGCUGCAAAUGCGUACUGUAACAUGUUAUGCUGGAGCUUAGUCUUCUGUUUGAUCUUUUAGUCGAAAUUAGCUUUGGAAAUCUUUCGUUUUGACGGGUCAUUCUUAAUAAUGCGUGUAGCAAUUUAGGAUGAUGUUUAGUGGGUGAACUUUUUUUCCUUUGGUUGCUUGCACAUGCAUGUUGCAGCGAGUUUCUUUCAUGAUGCCGUUGAAUUCCAGAAUAAAAGUGAAAUUGUAGGAGGAAUAUGUACCAUUCAAUAUUGCAUUAAUGCACUGCUGAUUCUGCUGUAUGGUUUGUGACGUAUUGUAAUGGAAUUCUCUGAGGUCAUCACU
This is a messenger RNA of Olea europaea var. sylvestris, 869 nucleotides long. RefSeq names its product eukaryotic translation initiation factor 2 subunit beta-like. NCBI's taxonomy places the organism in Eukaryota, Viridiplantae, Streptophyta, Magnoliopsida, Lamiales, Oleaceae. The coding region runs from base 94 to 477 and encodes 127 amino acids. The transcript has 6 exons. The record is from RefSeq and is a predicted model, not a curated record.